Musca vetustissima is the source of this 1069-nucleotide messenger RNA. RefSeq names its product zinc transporter ZIP13 homolog (gene Zip99C). Gene Ontology annotation, biological process: zinc ion transmembrane transport; intracellular zinc ion homeostasis. The record is from RefSeq and is a predicted model, not a curated record. The transcript is spliced from 5 exons. Gene Ontology annotation, molecular function: zinc ion transmembrane transporter activity. Gene Ontology annotation, cellular component: membrane. Lineage: Eukaryota; Metazoa; Arthropoda; Insecta; Diptera; Muscidae. Bases 8 to 1069 code for a protein of 353 amino acids.
CAUCACCAUGAAUACCACAUCGUCAUUUGAUGAUAAUUUAGUUUUAUUAUAUACACAUCUGGUCAAGAAUUAUGUACCGGACUAUUUCAAAGCCUUCGAAUAUACACCAUGGGUAUUUUCACUGCUGGGUUCAGUGGUAAUCGGUUUAAGUGGCAUUUUACCGCUUAUCAUUAUACCCAACGAUGAGAAAUUGAAAAAGCAAGGAUAUUCAGAUCCUGGUGAAUCAAAGUUCCUAAAAGUUUUAUUAAGUUUUGCCGUUGGUGGUCUAUUGGGUGAUGUGUUUUUGCAUUUAUUGCCCGAAGCCUGGGAGGGUGACACAUCUGCCGACCAUGAACAUUCACAUUCGCUGCGUUCCGGUCUCUGGGUCUUAGGUGGCAUACUUAUUUUCACAAUUGUUGAGAAAAUCUUCUCGGGCUAUUGUAAUGCCGAUGAGGAAAAUCCCCAGCCAAAAUGUGUUGAAAUUGCCAAUUGUCUGCUGCGACGAAAUGGUGGUAAAUUACCCGAGGGCCAGACAUCGAGCAGUUGUAGCGGCAACGGUUCCUGUGAUAUUGAAGAUGUACCCAACGGCUGUUUUUUGCGUGAACGUGAACAGAAAAAGGAACAACCGAAAAAAAUAGCUGGCUAUUUGAAUUUAAUGGCCAAUUCCAUUGAUAAUUUUACACAUGGUUUGGCUGUAGCGGGUUCAUUUUUGGUCUCAUUCCGUCACGGUGUAUUGGCAACAUUUGCCAUUUUAUUGCAUGAAAUUCCCCAUGAAGUUGGAGAUUUUGCUAUAUUAUUGCGUUCCGGUUUUAGUCGAUGGGAUGCUGCUCGGGCUCAACUUUUAACAGCUGGUGCUGGUUUAAUGGGUGCCCUGGUGGCAAUUGGUGGUUCAGGCGUUACAUCGGCUAUGGAGGCUCGCACAUCAUGGAUUAUGCCAUUUACAGCUGGAGGCUUUUUACACAUAGCAUUGGUUACAGUAUUACCUGAUUUAUUAAAAGAGGAAAAUCCCAAAGAAUCCAUAAAACAAUUAUUUGCACUGUUAGGUGGCAUAGCACUGAUGGCUGUAAUGACUGUUCUAUUUGAGCACUAA